AUGGGCCUCGAAGAGGAACCCUCGAAGGUUCCUCUGGAGGCCCACAUUAUGAGCAAAUGUCCGGAUGCUCAGGAAUGUCUGCAGGAGCUGGUUUUGCCAGCCAUGGAGCAAAUUAGCGACAAAGUGGACUUCGACUUGUCCUUCAUUGCAACGGUCUCCCAUAAGACUUCGGAUAUUGUCUGCAAACAUGGUCCCGGCGAAUGCAUCGGUAAUAUACUCAUUCUAUGCGCUCAGAACCUGCCAUUUCCCGAUGGCAGUGAUUCUCGCAUGCCGACCAUUCGUUCUCUUGGCUUCGCCAAUUGCCUUAUCGGCUCAUAUGAGGACAUCCCAGACCGGGAGCUUGUGCAUCACUGCGCCCUGGAGCAUGGUAUUGAUUUCGAUGCUUUGAAUCAUUGUGCUAGUCAGCAAGAGGACGAUCCCGGAGACGAUGGUCUGAGCGGCCUUGCUUUGCUGCGAGAAAGUGCGCUUCAUAGCGCAGACCUGGGAGUCAAGACAAGCUGUACUCUGCGGCUAGAUGAGUCAACCUGGUGUGUUCGAGAUGGUGGUGUUUGGAAAGAUUGCGCCGAGGAUGGGGAGGGAAGUGAGGUCUCGGUUCUUGUGGACGAGAUCAACAAACUCUGGGGCGAGAGAAAUUGA
Messenger RNA from Aspergillus steynii IBT 23096, 636 nucleotides. RefSeq names its product GILT family protein. Lineage: Eukaryota; Fungi; Ascomycota; Eurotiomycetes; Eurotiales; Aspergillaceae. Gene Ontology annotation, molecular function: oxidoreductase activity, acting on a sulfur group of donors, disulfide as acceptor. The transcript has 2 exons. The record is from RefSeq and is a predicted model, not a curated record. The coding region runs from base 1 to 636 and encodes 211 amino acids.